UUACCCUCCAACUUCAACUCAUUUCGCCGAGUGAGAGACGAAAUUUUAUGCCAACGACAUAAAAAUAAACGACUCGCUGGAUCUUCACGUUUUUUUUAAAUUUUACACGCAAAUUAAUUAUUCGUGGAUUUGACGUGUAACAAUGGAGCAAGGUAUUGCCGGAAAACCUCAAAGGGUGCCUAAAGUGGCAAAGGUGAAGAACAAGGCGCCUGCUGAGAUCCAAAUCACUGCUGAACAGUUGUUACGUGAGGCGAAGGAACGAGAUUUGGAAAUUGUGCCGCCUCCCCCAAAGCAGAAAAUCUCUGAUCCUGAAGAAUUAGCGGACUAUCGACUUAGAAAAAGGAAAGGGUUUGAAGAUAGCAUCCGGAAAAAUCGAGGUCAGAUUGGAAAUUGGCUUAAAUAUUCAAAGUGGGAGGAGUCUCAAAAUGAAAUUCAGCGAGCAAGGAGUGUGUACGAGCGAGCAUUGGAUGUUGAUCAUAGAAAUGUCACACUUUGGCUUCGAUAUGCGGAGAUGGAAAUGCGAAAUCGUCAAGUUAAUCAUGCAAGAAAUUUGUGGGAUCGGGCCAUCACUAUUAUGCCAAGAGUCAGUCAGUUUUGGUACAAAUAUACUUACAUGGAGGAAAUGCUCGGCAACAUUGCUGGAUGUCGCCAAGUUUUUGAAAGAUGGAUGGAAUGGCAUCCAGAUGAACAAGCAUGGCAAACGUACAUUAAUUUUGAACUUCGAUACAAGGAAAUUGACAGAGCGCGACAAAUUUAUGAAACAUUUGUGUUUACUCAUCCGGACAUCAAGCAUUGGAUCAAAUAUGCACGAUUCGAAGAGAAGCAUGGUUUUAUUCGAUCUGCGCGAAAAGUGUAUGAGAGAGCUGUUGAGUUUUACGGAGAAGAUUACAUGGACGAGAGGCUGUUUAUAGCAUUUGCCAAAUUCGAAGAAAAUCAGAGAGAGCAUGAAAGAACGCGUGUUAUUUACAAGUAUGCUUUGGAACACAUUCCAAAGGAGCGAUCUCAAGAUUUAUACAAGGCCUACACUAUCCAUGAAAAGAAGUAUGGCGACCGUGCUGGGAUUGAAAACGUGAUUACUUCCAAACGAAAGUUUCAGUACGAAGAAGCAUUGAAAGAUAACCAGUACGACUAUGACACUUGGUUCGAUUACUUGAAACUUUUGGAAACUGCACCUGAAAUUGAUGCUGACGUCGUACGUGACACCUACGAAAGAGCAAUAGCUCAGAUUCCUCCAGCGAAAGAGAAAACCUAUUGGAGACGAUAUAUUUAUAUUUGGAUAAAUUAUGCACUGUUCGAAGAAUUGGAAGCUGGUGACGUAGAACGGACAAGAAGCGUGUACAAAGGAUGCCUUGAACUUAUCCCUCACAAAAUAUUUACGUUUGCAAAAGUUUGGUUGCUGUAUGCUCAAUUUGAGAUUCGUCAAAAGAACUUGGUUCAUGCUCGAAAAACAUUGGGAAUGGCAGUCGGGAUGUGUCCAAAGGACAAGUUGUUCCGGGGAUAUAUCGACUUGGAAAUUCAACUGCGAGAAUUCGAUCGAUGCCGAAUCCUUUAUCAAAAGUUUCUUGAAUUUGGACCAGAGAAUUGUACCACGUGGAUGAAGUUUGCCGAACUUGAAUGUCUUUUAGGAGAUGUAGAACGAGCGCGAGCCAUUUAUGGAAUUGCUGUAACUCAGCCUAGACUGGACAUGCCUGAAAUAUUAUGGAAAACCUACAUUGACUUUGAAAUUGAACAAGGCGAGACUGAUAGGGCCCGAGAGUUGUAUUACCAGUUGCUUCAAAGAACUCAACACGUCAAGGUUUGGUUGAGUUUAUCUCAUUUUGAAAUGGGAGUUGGGGAUGAAAAUUCUACAAGUCGGGCAAGAAAGGUAUUUGAGAAGGCCAACGACAAACUCAGAGAUACAGCAGAAAAAGAAGAACGAUUGAUGCUGCUUGAGGCAUGGAAGGCAUUCGAGUACGAGCACGGAAAUCUGGAAAGUCAGACCAAAAUUGAGGAAAGGAUGCCUCGCAAAAUUAAGAAAAGGAGGAAGAUUGAAACAACGGAUGGCUCCGAAGCUGGUUGGGAGGAAUACUUUGACUACAUAUUUCCAGAAGAUGAAGCGGCGAAGCCUAAUCUCAAGUUGCUGGCAAUGGCUAAAAUGUGGAAGAAGAAAAAAGAUUUUCUACCUGAACCUGAAGCAGCAGAAAUUCAUAAAACCCUAGAUAAUAUUACAUCCGCCGCAGAAAAUCCUCCGCAAGACCAUCCAGAAGACGUAGAAAUUAAAUUCGAAUCCAUGUCACCUACUCAGCCGAACGAAAUACAAGAAAUAACAAACAAUCCCGACGAAAUCGACAUUGACUCCGCACAGGACAUGGUGCAGCAGCCCGAUGUAGCUAGCGAAGAAGCGGAAGCCAGUCCUCCAAAUGUACCCACAUCUACUACUUCUUCUUCCUCUGUUCAAAAGAGAAAGGCUGAAGAACCACUGGAUCGAGAUGAUAGCAGCUCCAGUUCAAGUAGCGGAAGUGGCAGUUCCAGUAGUUCCAGUAGCAGUGAAAGCGACGACGAAAGCAAGACCAAGAAAAAACGCGUUGCAAAAACGAAAGAUGGUUCCAAGCAAAAAAGAAGUAAAAGUAGUAGCAGUAGCUCAAGCAGCAGCAGCAGUAGUUCAAGCUCGAGUUCUUCCAGUGAUUCGGAUGAAAAGUGAAAUUUAUCAUUUAUUUUUAUUCAAUAAAAUUAAAUAACAAAAGUUCAUAAAAGUAUAACUAAAAAAAUUAUAAAUGUCUAGUUUUAAAUGACGCAACAAAAGUUGUGUCAUAUGAUUGAGUUACAUAUUAUUUUUACUCAACUAACACAAUGUUAUGUAGUAUAUGUAACAUGUUUGUAAGUACUUUCAGACAAAUGGUCCAUUAUCAUAUCGUUUAUAUAGAUUUUAUCUGUAUCCAUUACACAAUUUUUAUAAUAAGUAAAUCUCAGACAUUAAAUUAUUGUUGUCAAAGUUUCGUUACGUUGAAAUAAAAAUUAUUCAAACUUGCCAA
Folsomia candida is the source of this 3011-nucleotide messenger RNA. It is a transcript of the gene crn, whose product is annotated as crooked neck-like protein 1. Bases 143 to 2680 code for a protein of 845 amino acids. Gene Ontology annotation, cellular component: precatalytic spliceosome; post-mRNA release spliceosomal complex; Prp19 complex. The transcript has 9 exons. The record is from RefSeq and is a predicted model, not a curated record. Gene Ontology annotation, biological process: mRNA splicing, via spliceosome; spliceosomal complex assembly. Gene Ontology annotation, molecular function: protein binding. Lineage: Eukaryota; Metazoa; Arthropoda; Collembola; Entomobryomorpha; Isotomidae.